Raphanus sativus (radish) is the source of this 1644-nucleotide messenger RNA. Its product is annotated as probable pectinesterase/pectinesterase inhibitor 59. The record is from RefSeq and is a predicted model, not a curated record. Gene Ontology annotation, biological process: cell wall modification. NCBI's taxonomy places the organism in Eukaryota, Viridiplantae, Streptophyta, Magnoliopsida, Brassicales, Brassicaceae. The transcript has 2 exons. Gene Ontology annotation, molecular function: pectinesterase activity; pectinesterase inhibitor activity. The coding region runs from base 1 to 1644 and encodes 547 amino acids.
AUGAAUAUGUUGUUGAUGCACAAAAUAUAUCUUUUAUCAUUUCGUCUAGUAUUGUUAUUGCUCUGCUUCCAUCCUCUCACCACUGUAGCUGCCGACGACAAUUUCACCACCGGAGGCAUUGACGGGUGGUGCGACCAAACUCCUUACCCUGAUCCAUGCAAAUGCUACUUCAGAAACCACAAUGGUUUCCGGCUUCCGACACAGCUAUCCGAGUUCCGAAUAAUGCUGGUGGAAGCAACCAUAGAUCGGGCUAUAUCCGCCCGGGACGAGCUGACUCAGUCCAGCCGCAACUGCACAGAUUGCCGGAAGCAAGCCGUUUUAGCUGAUUGCAUUGACCUAUAUGGAGACACGAUUGUGCAGCUAACCCGGACGCUGGAGGGAGUAUCUCCAAAAGCCGGUACGAAGAAAAGGUGUACCGACUUUGACGCUCAGACUUGGCUGAGCACCGCACUUACUAAUACCGAGACUUGUCGACCCGGCUCUUCCGAUUUCAACGUCUCAGAUUUCAUCACACCAAUCGUAUCAAACACAAAAAUCUCCAACCUUAUAAGCAACUGCUUAGCGGUCAACGGAGGCCUCUUACCAACCGGAAGCAAUAGCACCACCACUGCUGGUGGGAAGGGUUUUCCAACGUGGGUUUCCGGUAAAGAAAGGAGGCUUCUACAAUUAAAAUCCGCGCGGGCUGUACCAGCUAAUCUCGUAGUGGCCAAAGACGGAUCGGGACAUGUCACAACGGUGCAAGCGGCUAUAGACCUGGCUGGACGGAGAAAGGUGACGUCAGGAAGGUAUGUGAUAUACGUGAAGAGAGGAAUAUAUCAAGAAAACAUAAACGUACGUCUCAAUAACGAUAAUGUAAUGUUGGUCGGAGAUGGAAUGAGAUCCACCAUUAUCACCGGUGGUCGUAGUGUCAAAGGUGGUUACACCACUUACAAUUCCGCCACUGCCGGUAUAGAAGGACUUCACUUCAUAGCCAAAGGCCUAACAUUCCGGAACACGGCUGGUCCAGACAAAGGCCAGGCCGUGGCACUCCGGUCAUCCUCAGACCUCUCAAUCUUCUACAAAUGCUCAAUUGAAGGAUACCAAGACACAUUAAUGGUACAUUCCCAACGGCAAUUUUACCGUGGCUGCUACAUUUAUGGAACCAUAGAUUUCAUAUUUGGAAACGCAGCCGUUGUUUUCCAAAACUGUCUCAUCCUCCCUCGCCGCCCGCUCAAGGGUCAGGCCAAUGUAAUAACCGCACAAGGUCGUGCUGAUCCAUUUCAGAACACAGGGAUCUCUAUACAUAACUCAAGAAUCCAACCCGCCCCCGAUCUAAAACCGGUGAUCCGUACUGUUAAGACGUACAUGGGGCGGCCUUGGAUGAAGUACUCACGCACCGUGGUUCUUAAGACGCAUUUAGAUAGUUUCGUGAGUCCGUUGGGUUGGUCACCGUGGAAUGAAGGUUCGGUUUUCGGUUUAGACACGCUUUUCUAUGCUGAAUAUAAGAAUACCGGACCAGCUUCAUCCACUACGUGGCGUGUUCGUUGGAAAGGGUUUCAUGUGUUGAAUACAGAUUCUGAUGCAUCCGCUUUCACUGUUGGAAGAUUCAUUGCAGGUACAGCAUGGCUGCCGCACACAGGCGUACCCUACACUUCCGGGCUCUAA